Messenger RNA from Thlaspi arvense, 383 nucleotides. Lineage: Eukaryota; Viridiplantae; Streptophyta; Magnoliopsida; Brassicales; Brassicaceae. The record is from the annotation of a GenBank genome assembly.
CCCCCCCCCAAAUUGUGAUUCUCAAAUCCCUAAUUUACAGAUUGAAAGAGUUUCGAAAUUCAAUUGUUACAAUUAAUUCUAUAUAUUUGUUAACCGCAAAUUUUAAAUUUGAAAGCAGAAAUUCGAGUUACUAUCUUUAGUUCGUGUUCAGUUUUGCUCAAAAGAUUACAAUCAUGGGGAAGAAGAGAGCUGUCAAGUACUUUGUGGUCGAUGCUUUCACUGAUUCGGCUUUCAAAGGAAAUGCAGCGGCUGUUUGUUUCCUAAACGACGACGACGACAUAGACGAUGCCUGGGUUCAGUCUCUCGCUGCCGAAUUCAAUAUCUCCUUUACUUGUUUCCUUACUCCGAUCACUGGCUUCGAAGCACGCUUGAAACAAGCUUGA